AUGGUCGACGAGGGACGAAUGAGUUUCACCGCCGGCGACGAGCUUCAGAAGAUGAUUCUGCCCGAAGAUGACGAUUUUGCCUCUGACAACUUUGCUGGAUGUCCUCGUAUUCUCCAAUUUCGAUGCCAUCGCCAUCAUCUUCUAGACUCGCAGCUGUCAUCGUCGUCUUCUCCAGUUUCGGUGCCAUCGCCGUUGUCUUCUGGACUCAACAUCUCGCUUGCUUUCUCUCGCUUCUACAGUGACAAAGGUAGAGUUCUCAGUGAAGAGGAGCAGGCCAAAGAGAACGUCUACAUCAAGUUUGAAGACUUCGCGAAUCAUAAUGCAUUCGAUUUGCUUGAAAAAUACAGUUCAUCUCAUCUUGUUUUCAAUGAUGAUAUUCAGGGUACAACAUCUAUGGUAUUAGAAGGAUUGCUUGCUUCCUUAAAAUUAGUUAGGGGAUCCUUAGCUGACCAUACCUUCUUACUUUUGGGUGCUAGAGAGGCUGGAACUGGUAUUGCAGAGUUGAUAGCACGUGAGAUAUCAAAACAGACAAAAGCUCCAGUGGAAGAAACCUGCAAGAAGAUUUGGCUUGUCGACUCUAUUCCCUAAUCCAAAUUUGUUCAAGCAGCUCUUGAUUCAUUAGAGAGAAUGAGGGAGGAAAGUAAAAAGCAUACCAAUUUUUGACGUGGUGCCCUUGAAAGAUGCUCGAGUUAUACCAAAGUGUACAAGCUGAGAUAGAUACAGUUGCUUGGUCUAAGUAGAUA
Molecule: messenger RNA, 743 nt
Organism: Arachis ipaensis
Lineage: Eukaryota; Viridiplantae; Streptophyta; Magnoliopsida; Fabales; Fabaceae
Source: RefSeq, a predicted model, not a curated record